UGAAAUGUUGUGCUGGCUUCCAGUUCCUCCCUUGAACACUAGAGGUCAAAGCUCUACCAUUUCCCUUGCACGCCUGCCCUUGUGUCUGUGAGCUCUGGAUCUGCACAAACGCACAUUCACAACAGUGGCUGAUCGUUUCAUUUUCUGGGAGAGAAGGGGAUUUUUGAACCAUCGGUCUCCUCUUUACUUCCAGAUUUGCAAGUUGGAACAGAGCUUGAACUCUUGUCUUCGGGACCCUCGUCUUCACCAGAAGAGAAUCUGAAUCUGUUUUACAAAUAGAAGUAUUCGGCUGAGGUCCCGGCCACCGUAAAGAAGCAGCAGCCUGAGAAAAUGAUGUAGAAGGCAGAGGGCUUUGUAAGACAAACACAAGGUUUGGAAAUAACAUUGGUUUCAUCCCAAAUACUUCAGCUGAAGAUGGCAAAUCAGAGGAGAGGUGAAGAAGUCGUCCAUGCUGAUCCAGGAGAAGGUAACUGCCACAUUGGAGCAUCAGAGCUGAGAAUCAUCCUUGUGGGGAGAACUGGAGCAGGGAAAAGCGCCACUGGAAACACCAUCCUUGGUGAGACGGUGUUUAAUUCCAGAGCCAGUCCAAAGUCAGUCACUGAGACUUGUGCCAAGGCAAGAGGCACCUGGAAAGGGAAGGAGGUUGUGGUUAUUGAUACUCCUGCCUUUUACAAUACAACACACCCUGAUAGAAAUCCUUCACAAGAGAUCAGUCGCUGCAUCCAGCUCUCUUCCCCAGGCCCCCAUGCUCUGGUGCUGGUAGUACCGUUGGGCCACUACUAUGAAGAGGACAAGAAGUCAGUGGAGAAAGUACAGGAGAUAUUUGGAGAAGCAGCCCUGAAGCACACAAUUGUCUUAUUCACUUGGAAAGAGGAAUUGGCAGAUGAGCCCUUGAGUGAAUACAUAGAAGCCUCAGGUAAAGCUGAUCUUCAGCAGCUCAUUGAAGCGUGUGGGAAUCGAUACUGUGCUUUCAACAACAAAGCAGCAGGAGAAGACCGGGAUGCCCAGCUCAGCGAGCUUAUGGACAUGAUAGAGAGACUGAUGCAGGAGCAUGGAGGGCAAUGCUAUGAGAUUACGGAAGUAAAGGAAUCAGGGGAGUCCUAUAGGGAAGUGAAAGAGGGACCAUACCGUUUUGAUGAAAACUGUGCAAACACAGGAGAAGAAUCAAGGACUGGGUCAGAAGAAUUCAAGACAGAAAGGGCAGAGAUGGACAAGGUCAAUGAAGGGCAGCUGAGAGAUCAAAAAAGCACGCUGACAGAGCCAGAGGAAAAAGAAAGAGGUUGUGAUGAAGCCAUGAGGAGAGUCAAUGAAGAAGCUGUGGAUGAUGCUGGAAAAGUAUGUCAGCCAUGUUUGCAGCCAAAAAAAGAUGCGCCAACUCCGCCAGCUGAUCCAGGAGAAGGUAACUGCCACAUUGGAGCAUCAGAGCUGAGAAUCAUCCUUGUGGGGAGAACUGGAGCAGGGAAAAGCGCCACUGGAAACACCAUCCUUGGUGAGACGGUGUUUAAUUCCAGAGCCAGUCCAAAGUCAGUCACUGAGACUUGUGCCAAGGCAAGAGGCACCUGGAAAGGGAAGGAGGUUGUGGUUAUUGAUACUCCUGCCUUUUACAAUACAACACACCCUGAUAGAGAUCCUUCACAAGAGAUCAGUCACUGCAUCCAGCUGUCUUCCCCAGGCCCCCAUGCUCUGGUGCUGGCAGUACAGUUGGGCCACUACUCUGAAGAGGACAAGAAGUCAGUGGAGAAAGUACAGGAGAUAUUUGGAGAAGCAGCCCUGGAGCACACAAUUGUCUUAUUCACUCGGAAAGAGGACUUGGCAGAUGAGCCCUUGAGUGAAUACAUAGGAGCCUUAGGUAAAGCUGAUCUUCAGCAGCUCAUUGAAGCGUGUGGGAAUCGAUACUGUGCUUUCAACAACAAAGCAGCAGGAGAAGACCGGGAUGCCCAGCUCAGCGAGCUUAUGGACAUGAUAGAGAGACUGAUGCAGGAGCAUGGAGGGCAAUGCUAUGAGAUUACAGAAGUAAAGGAAUCAGGGGAGACCUAUAGAGAAGUGAAAGAGGGACCAUACUGUUUUGAUGAAAGCUGUGCAAACACAGGAGAAGAAUCAAGGACUGGGUCAGAAGAAUUCAAGACAGAAAGGGCAGAGAUGGACAAGGUCAAUGAAGGGCAGCUGAGAGAUCAAAAAAGCACGCUGACAGAGCCAGAGGAAAAAGAAAGAGGUUGUGAUGAAGCCAUGAGGAGAGUCAAUGAAGAAGCUGUGGAUGAUGCUGGAAAAGCUGGCUCCUGGCAGGCUGCAGACUCUCCGGACUCACUGAAGUCAGAAGUAACUGGCAGCAGUUUGGGAGAUCUGGUACGUGCACGGCUCAGGAAAAGUUUUCAUUUUCUGCUACCGUCAUUUCAGUACUCACCAAGAAGUAUAUUUCAGCCACGUUUGCAGCCAGAAAGAGAUGGAGCAACUCCCCCAGCCCAAGAGGAAGGCAGCCAGAACCCAAAGGAGUCAGCAUGGAGAAUUGUCCUUGCUGGUAAAACUGGAGUUGGGAAAAGUGCCACGGGAAACACCAUCCUUGGGGAGAAAAAGUUUGAGUCGAAACUUGGGGCAAAAUCAGUAACUUCGAAAUGUGCCCAAGGAAGCAUGCUGUGGAAUGGGCGUGAAGUUGUGAUAAUUGACACUGCCAACAUUUUUGACCCAAAUACCCAUGGGCCAGAAAUUUCACGUGAAUUUGGUUCUUGCUUCAUGCUCUCCCUUCCAGGCCCCCACGCUCUGGUGCUGGUGACCCAGCUGGGCCGUUACACAGAGCAAGACAAGGCAGCUAUGGAGCGAGUAAAAGCAAUCUUUGGCUGUGAGGCUCUGACGUUCACAAUUGUUUUAUUCACUCGGAAAGAAGAUUUGGGGGAUGGCUCCCUGGCUGAAUACGUGAAAAACACAGAUAACCUAGAGCUCCAAACAUUGAUUAAAGCCUGCAAGAACCGAUACUGUGCUUUCAACAACAAAGCAGCAGAAGCAGAGCGGGAAGCACAGGUCAAAGAGCUGAUGGAACUGAUUGAGAAAAUAGUGAAGGAGAAUGGGGGCAAGUACUGCCCCUAUAGUCAGUCUAACCUGGAUACCAUGUUGAAUGAAGAGAAUGGAGCACAAAUGAGAGACAGGAGAAAGUCUGAGGCAACUAUUAGGCAACAUGAUGGAUGGAAGUUGUUUAACAGGGCUGUGCAAGGCUUCAGAUCCCACCUUGGAUCCGGAGUCCCUUCAGAUGCUUCGGUGUCCAAAUCGGCACUUCGGGAUUGAAGUGGGAUUCCACCAAUGGUGUCCGGAGCGGGUCGGGGGCAUCCAAAGCACUUCAGAUCCACUUCAGAUGCUUCGGCCAUUUUGGGGCAAUUAGAAGA
Messenger RNA from Alligator mississippiensis (American alligator), 3371 nucleotides. RefSeq lists its product as uncharacterized. The record is from RefSeq and is a predicted model, not a curated record. The transcript is spliced from 9 exons. Lineage: Eukaryota; Metazoa; Chordata; Crocodylia; Alligatoridae. Gene Ontology annotation, molecular function: ATP hydrolysis activity; GTP binding. Bases 415 to 3273 code for a protein of 952 amino acids.